UAUUUCCGUAGACUUCUUAGGAUGCAGAACCACCUGUCGUGAUUUUAACAUUUCAUAAUUUGUGUUUGGAUCAAUUAAAUUGUGUAUUAUGGCCACAAUAAAUCCGGUGAAUAUGAACAAAAGCCGCUCUUGGGUUGAUGGACCACAGAGCUUGGCACUGCUUUCAGAUAUUUUCAUUUUCAUCACUGGCGGUUUUCACUUAGCCGUCAGCGUUGGCUGGAGCUAUUUCGCUUAUAGUUUGCAUUUCAAAUUCUGCUGGUUUAUUGGUGUGGCGAUCGGUUGUAUACUUGCGCCAUUGCUUAUCAACUGGAAGCGACGAAGGUUAUUCAUAUUCUCGCCCAUAUUGCUGGUGAAUGUGUCCGCGAUCGUCACGUUAUCCGCCUACUACAAUACGAAGGCGCUGAUCGCCGCGCGCUACCUGAAUGGUAUCGCCAUCGGUCUCACCACCGUCUCGUAUGUCAUGCACGCCAGUGAGAUUGCCUCGGAACAUUUUCGUGGUUACUGCUUAUGCUUGGAGCAAUUGGGCUUAGCCGCUGGCGCAUAUGUGCAAAUUCUCUACACCGGCCUUUGGAGUAGUGAUAUGGAUUUCAAUCCCUAUUGUCUACAGGGUAUAUUUUGCAUAAUUUUCGGUGUGCUUGCCUUGGUGUUAACAUUCACCUCAAUCGAUUCGCCGGUCUUGCAUUUGCGUCGAGGCGAUGAACCGGAGGCACUCAGUUGUAUUGUGCGUCUCUAUCGUCCAACCGUUAUGACCAAUGAAAAACAAGUGAUAUUCAACAAGCUGAAAGAGUAUGUCGCCAUGAAUGAGGCCAUGUCGCUGGAGCAGUGUUUCUUACAGAGUGUGAGCCCGCUGCUGAGAAUUUUGCCCUAUCGUUGUAUGCUUUCGUUUAUCGUCGCACUACCAAUUGCAGUAGCUUUCAUUUUGUCUGAGGAGGUAAGCACCGCUGGCACUUUCGUCAAUUGGCCACCUGUACUUUACGGUUUUCUGGGAUUCUUGGGCGCUGUGGUCUCGUUUGCGAUAAUCGAAGGUAUUGGCCGCAAGGCGGUGAGCUUGUUUUCAUUAUUAUGUGCCGGUGGUAUGACUAUCGGUGUUGGCAUUAUCUUCUAUGACACCAUGGCGCUGAUAAAUUCCACAAAAAUGGCGACAGCAUGCGCUUUACUGAUGAUCGCGCAAAUUUUCGGUGGCAUUUUUGCGCCCAGCACAACGGUUUAUAUGGGUGAGGCGUUUCCGUUACGUUUGAAACGUUACUUCAUAGCAUUUACCGUACUCGCACAAUAUAUGGUGGAUUUGAUCAUUGUAUGCACUUUCACCUUCACGCCUGAAAAUAUGUUCGUCUACUGCCUUGUCACGGGGGUGAUAAUGUGUGUGGCUUGCCUCAUAUUUACCGUUACUAUGCCAGAAACCAGGAAGACUACUCUGCAAGAAGCACAACAACAAUUCUCAUAUGGACUGCAUUUGCGAUUUUAUUAAUUAUGCCGUAUAAUUUUGGAAAUUACAAUGCUACAGAUAUCACUAUAUAGCAACUUGUCACGAUAUAAAACAGAAACCAUGAACAAUUUAAAUAAAAAAAUGAUUUAAUUCGAUUA
Zeugodacus cucurbitae (melon fly) is the source of this 1584-nucleotide messenger RNA. RefSeq lists its product as uncharacterized. The transcript is spliced from 3 exons. The record is from RefSeq and is a predicted model, not a curated record. Gene Ontology annotation, molecular function: transmembrane transporter activity. The coding region runs from base 89 to 1468 and encodes 459 amino acids. Gene Ontology annotation, cellular component: membrane. Gene Ontology annotation, biological process: transmembrane transport. NCBI's taxonomy places the organism in Eukaryota, Metazoa, Arthropoda, Insecta, Diptera, Tephritidae.